Messenger RNA from Mesorhabditis spiculigera, 723 nucleotides. Lineage: Eukaryota; Metazoa; Nematoda; Chromadorea; Rhabditida; Rhabditidae. The record is from the annotation of a GenBank genome assembly.
AUGAGCGACAGGAUGACAAGGUCGAAGACGAGGCAGUUAUCAAAUAGACAAGCUGCUGAAUCGAACGGGAAAAGUCAUGGAGACAAGAAGCAGACUGUAGAGGAAGCUGAAGAAAACACCGCAUCUACAGCGGAAAAGGAGUCUCCCAUUUCCAUGUUGAGCAUCAGCCCGAUCCAUGAGGAGACGUUUCAUGAGGUAUCUCUCAUGAUCCUUACUGAGAUGCUCCAAGCCGCCUUUGGCACCUUUUAUUUCUCUGUCCACAUAUUGUGGUCGAGCCCAGUGGUAGCACUUCGAACUCUCGCGCUUACUGUAACCCUUUUAUGGCCGGAGCGGACUUUCGCGAUGGCGAGUGGAGCCGGGGUCUUGCUCCAUCGUGGGACGGUCGUACAAGAACGGGAUGAUCAAUUCAUGGUUACCCAGAAGACGCCAGUGGCCAAUGACCGGAUCGAAAAAAUGGCCGAAGUGGCGGCGGCUCACAAGGUCACAAUAUCAGCCGUGGAAGAGAAAAGCUGGUAUGAGAAUGGCCAAGUGAAGAAUGCUGUCCAGCGGAUGAAUAUAGAGCCCAGUUCGUCAGCCCGGCCGACUGGUGACAUUCUUGAGCGGGUGGGGCAGAUGCUGGGACCAGCAGCCUUGAACCAUAAAAAGGAGAUACUGACUGCGUUCGGUUCAGUGUUGAUGCUGAUUGCUGGGCAUGUGCUGGGCACCAGGAUCGCAAAGCUGAGC